Oryza sativa Japonica Group (Japanese rice) is the source of this 1560-nucleotide messenger RNA. Its product is annotated as glucose-6-phosphate/phosphate translocator 2, chloroplastic. Gene Ontology annotation, molecular function: phosphoglycerate transmembrane transporter activity; antiporter activity; triose-phosphate transmembrane transporter activity. The record is from RefSeq and is a predicted model, not a curated record. NCBI's taxonomy places the organism in Eukaryota, Viridiplantae, Streptophyta, Magnoliopsida, Poales, Poaceae. Gene Ontology annotation, biological process: transmembrane transport. Gene Ontology annotation, cellular component: membrane; Golgi apparatus.
AUUGAAGAAGACUCGAUGCGAGCGGUCUCUAUGGCCGCAACCCAUCGCCGCCAUAGACGUACGGACGGCCGGCUACAACACAACACAGUAACUGUAACUGAAGAAGCCGGCGCCACCAUUCCCGCCGCCAAUAUGCUCGCCGCCGCCGCCUCCGUCAAGCUCUCCACGGCCGGGACCGCCACGGCGCCCAAGAUGGCAUUAUUCAAGCCCCUCCACCUCCCUCCCCUCUUCGCCGCCGCCGCCGCCGCCGCCGGGCCACGUCCCCUCUCCCUCUCGGCGCGCCCCCUGUACCGGCAGCAGGACCCGUUAUUCCUGGCGUCGCGCGUCGCGUCACCGGCGCCGCCGCCGCCGUCCGCCACCGCCGACGGCGCCCGGCCGGUGGAGGCUGCACCGGCGGGCGCGGCGCCGGAGGAGGCGGCGAGGCGGGCCAAGAUCGGGGUCUACUUCGCGACGUGGUGGGCGCUGAACGUGAUCUUCAACAUCUACAACAAGAAGGUGCUCAACGCGUUCCCUUACCCGUGGCUCACGUCCACGCUCUCCCUCGCCGCCGGCUCCGCCAUCAUGCUCGCCUCCUGGGCCACCAGGAUCGCCGAGGCGCCCGCCACCGACCUCGAUUUCUGGAAGGCCCUGUCACCGGUGGCGAUCGCGCACACCAUCGGGCACGUGGCGGCGACGGUGAGCAUGGCGAAGGUGGCGGUGUCGUUCACCCACAUCAUCAAGAGCGGCGAGCCGGCGUUCAGCGUGCUCGUCUCCAGGUUCUUCCUCGGCGAGCACUUCCCGGCGCCGGUCUACUUCUCCCUCCUCCCAAUCAUCGGCGGAUGCGCCCUCGCCGCCAUCACCGAGCUCAAUUUCAACAUGAUUGGAUUCAUGGGGGCGAUGAUCUCGAACCUGGCAUUCGUGUUCCGGAACAUAUUCUCCAAGAAGGGGAUGAAGGGCAAGUCGGUGAGCGGGAUGAACUACUACGCCUGCCUCUCCAUGCUCUCGCUGGUCAUCCUCCUCCCUUUCGCCUUCGCCAUGGAGGGGCCCAAGGUGUGGGCUGCCGGCUGGCAAAAAGCCGUCGCCGAGAUCGGUCCAAACUUCGUCUGGUGGGUGGCGGCGCAGAGUGUGUUCUACCACUUGUACAACCAAGUGUCCUACAUGUCAUUGGACGAGAUCUCACCACUGACAUUCAGCAUCGGCAACACCAUGAAGCGGAUCUCCGUCAUUGUCGCCUCCAUCAUCAUCUUCCACACGCCGGUCCAGCCCAUCAACGCCCUCGGAGCCGCCAUUGCGAUUCUCGGAACUUUCAUCUACUCUCAGGCGAAGCAGUAAUGGCAUAAGCAUGGAAAUGGCACCCGUUUUCGCCACAAGUCGCGACUCGGUGCUCGGGAUGUAACAAUGCUAUGAGCAUAUAUCCAAGGAUCCCUUGUAAUAUAUUAGAUCUUCUUUUCUUUUCAUUUUUCUUUCUCUAGGUGUAGCUGCCAAUGUUUCUUCUGAAUUCGUCGAGUUCUUGUACUAUGACUAUGAUGAUGUAGAGAGGUGGAUCUGCCUAAAUAAAGCUGUUAGAUUUUUUGCUUGACC